This is a messenger RNA of Blastomyces dermatitidis ER-3, 1159 nucleotides long. RefSeq lists its product as uncharacterized. The transcript has 2 exons. Lineage: Eukaryota; Fungi; Ascomycota; Eurotiomycetes; Onygenales; Ajellomycetaceae. The record is from RefSeq and is a predicted model, not a curated record. The coding region runs from base 47 to 445 and encodes 132 amino acids.
CUUACGCAGCGUAUUUUGCACUCCAUAUAAUCCCCUCCCUGCGAAAAUGGGAAGGGAAAGAAAUAUUCCGUACUCCGUACAGAUUACAUGCACUCCCAAUGAUCUGAACUCAAAGCUCACUCGCCCGCUCCCGUUUUCUUCCUUUUCAGCUCAUAAAAAUACCAUACGUAACCUCUCGUAUCCGGCUUCCGCUUCCCCACUUCCAACGAUGAUGAAGUGGCACAGCGGGAUGGACGCGAUCCAUGGUUUUGGUGGAGACACCACCAGCCACCCACUUAUUAUUCUUUCGACAAGAUGUUUCGUGGCAUGUCCGUGCUCAACUCCGUCCCCGAAUCAUCCAGGGAGAAAGAGAGAGCGCAGUGGGCAAAUAAAAUGGGUAGUCGACUUUGUUAGGCUGUACGGAGUAAUCAAUGAGCGUCAGAAUAACGAUGAAAGCCAAACCUGAAAGGGAAAACUGACUCGUUAACGGAACCGGGUUUGAAUGUAGUGCAAAAAGGGGUUGCUUAUUCCCUUCCCUCUGGGAUUGCUUUUUCGAUCUUCCCCUAAAAGAUGGAAAGCGUUUUUGGAAGAGAGAAUUAUCCGCGUGCAACGGACGAGAGAUUUGGGAGAAACUUGGAGCGAGAAUCCGCCGAUCAAUGCAUGAAGCUAGGGGAUACGAUACGCCCGUAAUCGAUCAUCCGAGCAUCCCUAGCCGGCACUUAUAGGAGCUACGCCGUGCCCUGGUUUAUUUCGUCUUUUGCGGGAGGCUUUUUUCUGCAGGCAAUUUAUUUAGCUAGAUCAACAGAUCUGUUUCAAGAUUUCGGGAAGUUCUCAUCGGCGAAGUAGAGCAUAAGUUCUAGUAGUUGGUCUUGUCUGGAUCUCGUUAAGCCAGAAUUGGAAUUUCGAAGCAGGAUCAGAAGAUCACAUCUCUUUCUCAUCUCUUUCUCUAUGGUCCUGGGCGGGCGGCUGAGUUUGGUGGUAGCCAGCUUCGAUCUCAUCAUAUCCUCAGCUUGCUACGGAGUACAUAGACCUGUAAUCAUGAGAACUCAGCUCCUGAAUCGUCACUGGUUAAUACUGGCUUCCAUCCUCAUCGAUUAAUUGUCCCCAGCCAGCCACGACCAUUUUCGCCUUGCUAAGAUGGUUGGGCAGGUGGUGGCCGAAUUCCUCACGGAAUAUUUUU